Molecule: messenger RNA, 642 nt
Organism: Telopea speciosissima
Lineage: Eukaryota; Viridiplantae; Streptophyta; Magnoliopsida; Proteales; Proteaceae
Product: probable NADH dehydrogenase [ubiquinone] 1 alpha subcomplex subunit 5, mitochondrial
Exons: 2
Coding region: 41-550 (169 amino acids)
Biological process (GO): respiratory electron transport chain
Source: RefSeq, a predicted model, not a curated record
GAAGAUCACUCUGUGUUCUCUGUGGGGAGAGAGGGAGAAGAUGUUUCUUAGGAGGUUCGCUGGGCCAUUGUUGGCGAAGGUGAAGGAGACGACGGGGAUCGUAGGCCUGGAUGUGGUGCCGAACGCAAGGGAAGUGUUGGUCACACUCUACUCGAAGACCUUGAAAGAGAUCCAAGCUGUCCCGGAGGACGAGGGUUACAGGAAGGCUGUGGAGAGCUUCACAAGGCAUCGGCUCAAGGUAUGCCAGGAAGAAGAGGACUGGGAGCAGAUCGAGAAGCGCAUCGGCUGUGGUCAGGUCGAGGAGCUUAUCGAAGAAGCCCAGGACGAGCUUAAACUCAUUGCCAAGAUGAUCGAGUGGGACCCUUGGGGUGUACCUGAAGGUUAUGAAUGUGAGGUAAUUGAGAACGAUGCUCCAGUACCUAAGCAUGUCCCUCUGCACCGACCAGGUCCACUUCCUGAGGAGUUCUACAAGACGUUGGAGGCUCUCAGUUCUCAACUAAAGAUUGAUGAUCAAGCAAGCACCUCUAAGGAGUCACAGUUAAAGGAGUGACCUAUUAAGUGCUUCCUUGGGUUUAAUCAGCCUGAAUACACAUUUGCAAAUUGGAAAGCUCUGCAAUUUUCUUGUUCUUCUGUAAAUGUUUU